AUGGAGAAUCCUUGCGAGGUACUCGGUUCCAAAGGGUUGAUUAGAAGGCAUGAAUUCGUUAGGAUCAUAAUCCAGUGUCUAUAUUCAUUAGGUUACAGCAACUCUGCGUCGUGUUUGGAGUUAGAAUCUGGCGUUUCGUACAAGUCCAAUGAGCUUAAGUUGCUUGAAUCACUUAUAUUGAAUGGGAAUUGGGAAGAUAGCAUUGAAUAUCUCAAUUCCAUACAGGAUGUGUUGGGGGAAACAAGGGAAUCUGCGAUGUUUCUUGUUUUCAGACAGUGUGUUAUGGAGUAUUUGAAUUGCGGUGAAGAUGCGUUAGCUUUAGGGGUAUUAAGGAAACAGGUUUCUGCCUUGGAUGUGGACAACUGCAAAGUUCACAGUCUGGCUAUGUGCUUACUUUCAUUCAAGGAUAGAGAAUUAGGUGGAAUUGGUGAUGAUGAUGUUGUUGUACGUGAUUUGAGAAGAAAGUUGAUAGCAGAUUUGGAAAAUUUGUUGCCUCCUCCGAUUUCAUUGCCUGAAGCAAGGCUGGAGCACUUGGUAGAAUCUACUGUUACGGCCUGGGUCGAUUCGUGUAUGUAUCAUAGUUCGUCAAAUCGGCUAUCGCUUUAUGAGGAUCAUUGCUGCAGUAGGGAUCAGAUUCCUACUAGAACGACUCAGAUUUUGACUGGACAUAAAAAUGAAGUUUGGUUUGUUCAAUUUUCUAAUAAUGGGGAGUACCUAGCCUCUUCAUCCAAUGAUUGCACUGCCAUCAUAUGGAAGGUGCUGGAGGAUGGGAUAUUGACACUGAAACACACACUUAAUGGUCACCAACAUGCUGUAUCUUUUGUAGCAUGGAGUCCUGAUGACACCAAGUUACUAACAUGCGGGAACACAGAAGUUUUGAAGCUGUGGGAUGUGGAAACAGGUACAUGCAAGCACACAUUUGGGAAUCAAGGCUUUGUUGUCAGCUCUUGUGCCUGGUUUCCCAACUCAAAACAAUUUGCGUGUGGCAGUUCUGACCCUGAAAAGGGUGUUUGCAUGUGGGAUUGUGAUGGAAACGUGAUCAAAUCAUGGAGAGGAAUGAGGAUGCCCAAGGUUGUUGAUCUUGCUGUUACUCCAGACGGUGAGUAUCUUAUCAGCAUCUUUAUGGAUAAAGAAAUUCGUAUUCUGCAUAUGGGAACAAAUGCUGAGCGAGUCAUUUCAGAGGAGCACCCAAUCACAUCCCUUUCAGUUUCAGGAGAUAGUAAGUUCUUCAUUGUCAAUCUAAACAGUCAGGAGAUUCAUAUGUGGGAUGUGGCUGGGAAAUGGGAUAAGCCAUCGAGGUUUACGGGCCACAAGCAACACAAGUAUGUUAUAAGGUCAUGCUUUGGUGGAUUGAAUAACACUUUUAUCGCCAGUGGUAGUGAAAAUUCACAGGUAUACAUUUGGAACUGCCGGAACCCGACUCCUAUAGAGGUUCUAUCUGGGCACUCCAUGACUGUAAACUGUGUGAGCUGGAACCCCAAAAUACCACAAAUGUUGGCAUCUGCGAGUGAUGAUUACACAAUUCGUAUAUGGGGACCCAGCUUCCUUAAAAUGGGAAUGCCAAAUUGA
Molecule: messenger RNA, 1569 nt
Organism: Sphenostylis stenocarpa
Lineage: Eukaryota; Viridiplantae; Streptophyta; Magnoliopsida; Fabales; Fabaceae
Source: the annotation of a GenBank genome assembly